Exophiala mesophila is the source of this 1239-nucleotide messenger RNA. RefSeq lists its product as uncharacterized. Gene Ontology annotation, biological process: proteasome-mediated ubiquitin-dependent protein catabolic process. The coding region runs from base 1 to 1239 and encodes 412 amino acids. The transcript has a single exon. Lineage: Eukaryota; Fungi; Ascomycota; Eurotiomycetes; Chaetothyriales; Herpotrichiellaceae. The record is from RefSeq and is a predicted model, not a curated record. Gene Ontology annotation, molecular function: protein binding; ubiquitin protein ligase activity. Gene Ontology annotation, cellular component: cytoplasm; GID complex; nucleus.
AUGGACGCCAUCCAGAAGGAGCAUGAUAAGAUUUGGAACAUCAGUAAACAGAACAAGACGAUCGGACAUGUUGACGACAUUAUCAAGGCGCUUCAGAAGGCGCGUGAUACUAUCGGCAAUGACCCAAGUUCGAGAGCCAUGACUCUGGCCACGCUUCAGAAUCCAGUCAAGGCGUCCUUCGAUGGCAUGUUUUCCAACCUCAAAGAUGCACAUGGUGGGCAUAAUAAAUACACAAGAGCAUUGGACAAGGUGUUCAAAGAGAAAGUCCCUAGCAACGAAAUUGAUGCUCUAUCCUCUCAAUCGACCCUGAUCAACCGUUCGAUUUACCUACACCUGCUCCGAGAAGGUCUGUUUGAUGUCGCCGCAACUCUACACGAGGAAGCGACGGCACGCCAAACCAUUCAACAAGAGGCUGCUAGAAACCUGGGGUUGGAUGUCCCCAUGGAUCACCCACUUGGCCUCGACAAGACCUCGGAAGAAAAUAUGCACUGGCAGGAACAGUUCUCCAACAUGUAUCACAUCCUGAAAGAGCUGGAGGAGAAUCGAAAUUUACAACCCGCUAUAGAAUGGGCAAGGGCGAACGCAUCAGAGCUGGAGGCUCGUGGCAGUAAUCUGGAGUUUGAAUUGUGCCGGUUACAAUUUGUGAGCUUGUUCCUGGAGCAGCGUGAGGGAGACACACAUGACUUUGCGGGCCCUCUGCGAGCUUUGGAAUAUGCGCAAGGCGACUUUCAAUCUUUUCGCGGGCGAUACUUGGUUGAGAUCCAACAGCUACUUGGAGCAAUUCCCUUCUACUCGAACCUGGAAGAAUCGCCGUACAACACGCGUUUCAAUAAUGUAACAAAUUGGAAGGAUGUCGCGAACUCAUUCACCAGAGAGUUUUGUUCAUUGUUGAAAUUGUCGGCAGACUCGCCUCUCUAUGUCGCCGCUACGGCUGGAGCCAUUGCUCUACCCACGCUGAUGAAGCUGCAGACCAUCCAGAAGCAGAAACGGACGGAAUGGACAUCGCAGGACGAAUUACCAGUCGAGACACCACUCCCUCCAAACUACAGAUUCCACUCUAUCUUUGUCUGCCCGGUAUCGAAGGAACAGACCACUGACCAAAACCCUCCGAUGAUGUUACCUUGUUGUCAUGUCAUCGCCCAAGAGUCGCUUCAAAGGCUAUCCAAAGGCGCCAAGUUCAAGUGUCCGUAUUGCCCAAUCGAAAGUCACCCCAAGGAUGCGAAAAGGGUGUUCUUGUGA